This is a messenger RNA of Parnassius mnemosyne (clouded apollo), 1557 nucleotides long. Lineage: Eukaryota; Metazoa; Arthropoda; Insecta; Lepidoptera; Papilionidae. The record is from the annotation of a GenBank genome assembly.
AUGGAAUCUUUUAUGCCCGAUGUAUGCAGCUCGCAGUUGGAGUAUGUGAGUACAAUACAGGAACAUUCUGUAGUAGACUUACCUGUGCCAGAUCCAACUAGGUUUUCUUCUUGGCUUCGUCUGCUAAAGACUACCGCCUUAGUAUUAAUAUUUAUAAAAAGAUGCAGAAAAUUUACAAGUAACUGUCAGAUCAAUUGUACCGAUAUGGAGGAAGCUGAACAACUUCUGCUCAGAUACGCUCAGCUGCAGUCUUUUCCGGAGGAGAUAGCUGCAAUUAAGAAUAGAAAACCGUUAGAACGAAUCAGUAGGCUACACAUCUUAGCUCCGUAUCUUGACGAUUAUGGAAUUUUGCGCGUUAGUGGCCGUAUAGAUACUGCCGCUGAUUUAUUUAUGGAAAUCAAAAGACCUAUCAUAUUAGACGGACGGCAUUCCAUAUGGCGACUAAUCGUUAAGCAUUACCACAAGAAGGCAGCGCACGGAUUAAAUGAGAUGGUGGUAAACGAGCUAAAACAAAAAUAUUGGAUCUUGAAGCUACGACCCACUGUACGUACCGUCGCGUCCAGCUGUAUGUUGUGUCGCAUGCAAAAGGCUAAGCCAGAACCACCACGAAUGGGUGACUUACCUCAGCCCAGAUUGGACCACCAUCAACGACCAUUUACAAAUUGUGGUGUUGAUCUGUUUGGCCCACUCGAUGUGACCAUCGGACGAAGAAGAGAAAAGAGGUACGGAGUACUUUUCACUUGCCUCACCGUGCGUGCUGUUCACAUAGAGGUGGUCAAUUCUUUGACUACGGACUCUCUUAUAAUGGCAUUAAGAAGGAUGUCAGCUCGUAGAGGUUGGCCCAAACAUAUUUUCUCUGACAAUGGUACUAACCUCAGAGGUGCGAAGACGGAGCUCUUAAAAUCUAUUAAGGAACUGGAUGAGGUUGCAUUGAAGGAUCAAGCACUAAACUUUAGCACAGAAUGGACAUUUAUUCCACCUUCCAGUCCACACUGGGGUGGAGCUUGGGAGCGCCUUAUACGGACUGUAAAAAAUGCUCUAAAGGUCGUACUAAAGGAACGUGCACCUCGAGAAGAGGUCCUUAUAACCUUGUUGGCCGAAGUCGAAAACUUAGUAAACAGUCGAGCGCUCACUCAUGUCUCCGUGGAGCCAGAAAGUAAUGAGAGCUUAACUCCCAACCAUUUCCUGCUGGGAACGUCCUCCAAUUUGCCCACAAUUGGGGUUUAUGACGAUUCAGACAUCUACCUCAGGAAACAGUGGCGUAUCGCACAACGCCUGGCGGACAAGUUUUGGGAGCGAUGGGUUAAGGAGUUUUUGCCCGAGCUGUUACCAAGACGUAAAUGGAAUCGCGAACAAAGGUCUUUACAAAUUGGGGAUCUAGUACUAGUCGUUAGUCCAAAUGAGCAGCGUGGCAUAUGGCAGCGCGGAGUGGUCGAAAGGGUUUUUCCUGGCAAAGAUGGUAGGACUAGGGUGGUUCAAAUAAAGACUCUGUCCGGGAUUCUUGUUCGUCCAGCGACACGCGUCGCCAGAAUACCCAUGGAAGAUGAGUGUCGCUGA